This is a messenger RNA of Drosophila grimshawi, 1144 nucleotides long. RefSeq names its product snRNA-activating protein complex subunit 1 (gene Pbp45). The coding region runs from base 52 to 1053 and encodes 333 amino acids. The record is from RefSeq and is a predicted model, not a curated record. Gene Ontology annotation, cellular component: snRNA-activating protein complex. The transcript has a single exon. Gene Ontology annotation, biological process: snRNA transcription by RNA polymerase III; snRNA transcription by RNA polymerase II. NCBI's taxonomy places the organism in Eukaryota, Metazoa, Arthropoda, Insecta, Diptera, Drosophilidae. Gene Ontology annotation, molecular function: sequence-specific DNA binding.
UUUAAUCGCAGGCGGCAUAGAAAUGAGCAAACCAAAGAGAAGUCACAUAGCAUGGAGAGAAUUGUUUACGGCGACUGCUGGAAACUGUUGCAGCGAUUUAGCAGCGCUGUCGCCGCGACCGCCGGCCAGGAUGCCAAAUUUGAGCUGUUCUGCGAAAUGUGGCAUACAUUGCGAAUGCAGCACAUCUACUCGGCGCAAACGAACCACAUCGAAGUGAUCGAAACGACAAUGGCCGCACUGCAUGUAGCCAAGCGAGUUGCAUGCGGCCGUCGCACCAACGGUGAUGCAUUUGCAGCGACGCGCGCCGAACGCAUUGGCGCCAUAUAUCUGCUGUAUGCGAUUUACAACAAGCAGCCGACCAUGCGCUUUAUCAAAAUCGAGGUUUCCCCAAGCACCUGGCAAUGCCUGACCGGCUAUGUGGAGCAGCUGCGUCGAGUGGAAGCGGAACGAAGGGAUACGCAGCAGGUGAGCUAUGUAUUCUGGCGACUGGUUCAAGAUCAAGCGUUUCGCUAUACAGCAUUGGACUACUGUCAGGCAUUGGAUGCCCUGGCCGCAUACGACAGCUUGGAGAGUUUUGCGGAAUCUAAGAAAACCAAGAAUAAAACGGCGCUCUUAAAGCACCAACUGACGCAGAGCGAAGCCAACAUCAGAGAGGAGCUGCACAGCCUGGCGCAACUGGCGCAUGCAGCGCAGUCCGCUUGCCAGUUGGAGACGGAAUACAACAAACAAAUGGAACCGCAUCGUGCUUCGUUCCCGGCCACAAACAUUUUCAGCCAGCUGUGCGACGCGUUUGUCGAGCUAAACGAUCUGCUUGCGGACAAGGAAAAGCCGACAACCUCCUCCGUCUGCAGCUCGGAUCAACAGAAUGUGCGAAAGCGCAUCCGCCAGAAAGCAAUGUGGAAUAAUUCCGAAGAAACGCAACCCACAGUUGAUGCGGAGCAAGAGGAAGAGGAGGAAAAGUCAUCAACUGAUCUAUACGAUCGACGCAUGUCCGCGGCGACAGUCUUCAAGCGCAAAUUGCCGGAGGAUGUGAUUAGAGACUUGGAAUGCUGACUCUGAUAAUGGUGCGAAGGGUGACCUGAUAUUUAAAAUUGUACAACAAAAUAAACAUAAUAUACGAUAAAAUAAAAUAAAUACGAAAGAA